Molecule: messenger RNA, 2333 nt
Organism: Oryza sativa Japonica Group (Japanese rice)
Lineage: Eukaryota; Viridiplantae; Streptophyta; Magnoliopsida; Poales; Poaceae
Source: RefSeq, a predicted model, not a curated record
AAAUCCCCCCCUCUCAUCAUCUCAUACAUCAGCAGCCAUCAGCCACGCCCAUGCACGCAGCUCGCAGCCGCUAACACAAAACACAACGCAUUCCAACACAUAAUUAAUUCCCCCUAAUCCGCUUCCCCCCAAGCACUGCAUAAAUACCACCUCCUCGCACUCCAACUCAACCUUCCUCUUCUUCUUCUUCAUCAUCUUCUUCCGGUUUCCUCUACCAUGGGUCUCUGCUGCAGCAAGACGCAGAAGGAGACGACGCCACCGCACGGUGGUGCAGAGGCCACCACCUCCCCGCAGGUGAAGAGGAAGUCCGGCAAGAUCGCCGCGGACGACAAGGGCAAGAAGACGAGGGCGGGCAGGGCGGUGGAGGCGGCGGGAGACAAGAAGGCGGUGUUCGUCGUGAAGACGAAGUCCGGGGCCGUGAAUGUGGAGGAGAGGAGGCCGGUGGUGGUGGUGCCCACCAUGCCGGUGCGGACGUCGAGCUGCACCAAGGAGGAGGUGGACGCGAUCCUCAUCCAGUGCGGCCGCCUCAGCCGGAGCUCGUCCGGGAGGGCGGCGUCGAGCGAGACGGGGGCCGGUCACCGGAGGUCGAAGAGGAGCUACGACUUUGAUCAGGAGAGGAGACCCGGGUGUGGUGGUGGUGGGGAUGAGGAGCGCGAUUGGGAGAGGCAUGGCGGCGCGGUGUCCAGGCCGUCGCCUCACCGGGGCUCGCCGCAGCGGAAGCGCUCUGGUAGUCGGGAGAGGAGCAGCGGCGGCGGCAGCCGUAGAGCGAGCCGAUCGCCUGGGCGGCGUGCCGAAGGUGUGUCCCCUGCACCGGCUCCGGCAGGUUCCGGCGGAGGCGGCGGCGGCGGAGAGCGGGUGGUGAGACAGCAGCCGGGGAAGAUGGUGUCCGUCCCGGCGAGGGAGAAGGCGCGCGCGCCGUCGCCCGCGGCCGCGUCCGGCAAGAGGUGCGCGUCUCCGAGAUCAAGCUCGCCUGCGAGGAUGGUGGCUGCAGGGAAUGAGAAUGCUGGAGGCGGGCAGAUGACGGCGGCGCAGACGCCUUCGCUGAGCCGGAGCUCGUCGCCGUACAGGCGCAGCCCCAUGGCGGAGAUCGACGAGAACUCCCUCCGCAACAACAAUGGUGCCAAUCACCACAAGAAAAUUUCGGAAAACGCGCUCGCCAUCGCCGCCGCUCCCCAGAAGGCCACGGAGCGUUCAAAGGAGAAGCCGAAGGUCGUGGAGGAGACGGUCCUCGUUGCGGCGGCGCCGCCCGCGUCUAAGACGACGGCGACGCGCACGGCCAGUGCCACGGCCGAGAGCCUCAACACGAAGGCCCGGUCUCGCCGGGCGUCGCGGGACUUCGACCAGAACACCAACUCGUACGCCACCCAGCUCCUCGAGGACAUCCAGAGCUACCACCAGCAGCAGAACACCACCUCCGUGGCCGCCACCGCCGCGACGCUGCCCAGCUUCUCGCUCCCGGCGUGCGUCUCCAAGGCGUGCUCCAUCCUCGACGCCGUGGCCGACCUCAACUCCUCGUCGUCGGACAGCCACUCCUGCGAGCCCGACCGCUCCGCCAACGACAGGGGAUCGGUCAACGCGCCGCUCGGCGGCGGCAUGGACGACCUCGCGGAGCCGGGCGUGCACAAGAGGCACGCCACCGCCCCACGGGGGGACAUCCGCGGCGGCGGCGGCGAGACCGAGCCGCAGGAGUCCGCCGGGAGCAACAGCGUCUCCGGCAACCCGUGGACGCCGUCGUGGGAGCCCAACUCGGUGGAGUCCACGGACCGGACGUGGAGCGCGUCGCGCUCGACGAACAACGGCGACGAGGUGGUCGAGCAGGGCAGCAGCAGCCACGCCGGCGCGCGCAGCCCGCUGAACCGCUCCCGGCAGAGCAGCAAGCAGAGGGCGGCGCAGCCGGAGCACAGCGUCCGGUCGCGCGCCGGCAGCUCUGGUGGUAACAGCAACAACGUCGUUCAUCGUGGACGCGGUGCUCAUCGCAGCGGCGGCGGCGGCGGCGGCAGCGUGGCCAGCGGCCGGUCGGGUGUUCGGGCCGUCUCGGCCAUGUCAUAGAAGGAAAAAAUUAUCCAUGUUACUCAUGUAUGCUGCUGUUAGGUUGUAGAAUUUGUGAUCACUGCUCAGUGUCAUUCGUAGUAGAUUGGGUUUCUAGUGGCAAGAUGGAUUGCUGCUUCAGUCACAGAUGUGUUUGUGGAUUGUGGUCCACUGUUUUGGUUUAGUGAUACAUUGUUCAGAUGUAGGUCAUUGUGUGACAUUGGCAAUGUAUACUCUUGUCGUCAGUGUUUAGGCUGCACACUUGAAUCUUCUGGUGUAUUGAUUUCAUAUUCAUUUCCAGUUUA